CCGUAAGUAAACAGUCUGGUGUUUAUCCGCGUCUCGCUCACACCGACCGCGUCGUGUCGCGCCUCUGAGGUGCACUCGCUGUUCCUAUUAUUUUCGUGACGGGUAUUGCGCCGAAGCCGAUUCCCGCAUCCUCGCCCCCGAGACGCAAGGUCCGGUCUCGCGGCGGAGGCGGCGGCGGCGGCCGUUCGCAUCGCGCGCUAGUCCAUACUCGAGGCUGACUGUCGCAUUCGCGCCUACGAAACUUUACUUAGCCAGUUGACGUCUCGUUGAAAAUGUGGCACGUUCGGAAGUACGCAUCGCGAUCGCGUCGCGGUGGAUGACGAUCAGUGUGAUUUCGUGGCUGUGAUAUUCCAUAGAACGGGUGACGUGUUGGUGAUAGUGAUCGGAUUCAAUUUUGGCGCGCUGAUGCUACACGUGAAUGUGGAUGGAGUGCGGAGUGGUGUUGGAAGAUGCAUUUCAAAGAGUCUUUCGCGAUGAGCGAUCGACCGAACGAGCGCGGCCGGCGCAACUCUCGCUGCAAGGGUCCUGGCGUCAAGAUGGAGCACUUCCAAACGGCACUGGAUCCUCGCAAGCAGGAGCUGCUGGAAGCGCGCUUCUUAGGCGCCAAGGUGGGAGCAAGGGAGAUUAUAGUAGAAACCCAGCGCGCGCCUGAGUACAAGACGAUGUCAGCUGGGUCACAAAUUCAGAUGGCACCACAAACUACUGUCAACACGGGGCAACCACUACACAAUCAGGACUCCAAUAUGAGUACAGGGUCGUCCCAUAGUGAUAAGGAAGUAGAUGCUUUGACACCUGAAAAGUCUGCUGCUAUGCGAGGCUCCAAUAGUGUACCAGGGGCUGCACUGGUGCCGCCAAGUGGUGCUACUCCUACUAUUGCUAUGCCAGAAAGAAAACGAAAACGGAAAGGAGAAGAAGGAGUUGGCGGGGGAGGAGGUGGUGGCGGCAAGCAGCGACAUAAUUCUGAUAAGAAUAUUAGAGAAUACUUCUCUAAGCACCCCUCCUCGAGCCCUGGUCGGCACACUGGUGCCAAAUCCCCUUCACCGCAAGGAGCCAACUACCCUAUGUACCCACCGUCACCUUCGUCGCUGCUGCCCACAGGAGCCAGUUUUUUAAGUUCGGCCACGCAGCAGCGGCUUAUAUCUUCUGUUAAACAGGUUCAAACAGAACUGACAUGUCAGAGGAUACAAGAGUUAGAAACUCAAGCAUCAUCUGAUUUAGAGCUAAGGAAUAAUAGAAUAGAAGAAUUAACAAGAAGUAAUGAAGAACUGAAGCAUCAAGUGCAAGCACAGAGCAAGGUAAUAGAGCAACACAAAUCACACAUCAACAAGUGUAUAGAAGUCGUUAAGAAAUUGUUAAAUGAGAAGAGUACUAUAGAAAAGAAAGAAGCCCGGGCGCGGUGUAUGCAGAACAGGCUUCGGCUGGGGCAGUUCGUGACGCAGCGGGUCGGGGCCACCUUCCAGGAGAAUUGGACUGAUGGAUAUGCUUUCCAAGAACUUACGAGGCGGCAAGAGGAGAUCACGGCGGAGAAGGAGGAGAUCGACCGGCAGAAGAAGCUGCUGUUCAAGAAGCGGCCGUCCAACAGCGAGGGCGGCGGCGGACGCGGCAAGCGGGCGCUGAGCGCGGCCGCCAGCACGCCGGCGCCGCAGCCGCCGCAGCCGCCGCAGCCGCCGCCGCUGCACAACGGCACCGACCAGCCCACCUUCCUCAAGCCCGACCCGCUGCCCUCCAUGACCUGGCAGGAGUACUACGAGGCUGACGAGAUCCUCAAGUUAAGACAAAGUGCUUUAAAGAAAGAAGAUGCAGAUUUGCAGCUAGAAAUGGAGAAAUUAGAAAGAGAAAGAAAUCUUCACAUACGAGAACUGAAACGGAUACAUAAUGAGGAUCAAAGUCGCUUUUCACAACAUCCAGUAUUGUCAGAACGGUACCUGCUACUAAUGCUGCUGGGCAAAGGUGGAUUCAGCGAGGUUCACAAGGCGUUCGACCUGCGUGAACAGCGCUACACCGCCUGCAAGGUGCACCAGCUCAACAAGGACUGGAAGGAAGACAAGAAGGCCAACUAUAUCAAACACGCGCUAAGAGAAUACAACAUCCACAAAGCCCUGGACCACCCGCGCAUAGUCAAGUUGUACGACGUGUUCGAGAUAGACGGAAACUCUUUUUGCACCGUGCUGGAGUACUGCAACGGCCAUGAUCUUGACUUUUAUCUCAAGCAGCACAAGACAAUCCCCGAGCGCGAAGCCCGGUCGAUCGUGAUGCAGGUGGUGUCGGCGCUGAAGUAUCUGAACGAGAUCAAGCCGCCGGUGAUCCACUACGACCUGAAGCCCGGCAACAUCCUGCUGACGGAGGGCAACGUCUGCGGCGAGAUCAAGAUCACCGACUUCGGGCUGUCCAAGGUCAUGGACGAGGAGAACUACAACCCCGACCACGGCAUGGAUCUCACCAGUCAGGGCGCGGGCACUUAUUGGUACCUGCCACCCGAGUGUUUUGUAGUCGGCAAGAAUCCGCCAAAGAUCAGUAGCAAAGUGGACGUGUGGAGCGUGGGCGUGAUCUUCUAUCAGUGUCUCUACGGCAAGAAGCCCUUCGGACACAACCAGAGCCAGGCCACCAUUUUGGAAGAGAACACCAUUCUCAAGGCCACCGAGGUCCAGUUCGCUAACAAACCCACAGUCAGCAACGAGGCUAAGAGCUUCAUCCGCGCGUGCCUGGCGUACCGCAAGGAGGAGCGCAUCGACGUGUUCGGGCUGGCGCGGCACGAGUACCUGCAGCCGCCCAUGCCCAAGCCUCGCGGCGCCACGCUGGCCUCCGGCGCCGGCGCCGGCGCCGCGCCGCCCGCCGCCUUCUCCGCCGGUCUGUUCUCCGCCGGCGCCGGCUCCUCGUCCUAGCCGCGCCGCCGCCGCGCGCGCGGGGGCGCCGCGUCGCCGGCGGCCAGCCACCACUGACCGGACCACCACCUGCAGCCAGCAGUAGUGUAGAGAUCGUCUGGGUGUCGUGCUGUCGACCGAACGGAAAUAUUUUUGUUAUGAAAACAGUUCGACGACGAGCGGAGACCAAAUUGUGGAUGUUGCAUCACAACUUUGUAUAUAAUAUCUCUACACGUGUAUACUACAGUUUUUAUUGUACAGAACGGUAUUAUUCCUAUAUAAAGUUUUGAUUCAAAUUUAGAUAAAUAUGUUCUGCCUGUUUCGAUGACUGUGGACGCGAGUGCGGCGGCGGGGGCCCGAACCCCCACAAUAUACUUUUAAUUUCCGAGACAAAUAUCCGGAGUUGUAAAAUGACUAAGUAUCGUUUACAGAUUAAAUUGUUUAAGAUUAUGCUUACUGUUGACUGUAUUUAUUGAGCGGGUGAUAAAAUGUGAUUCUCCAUUUAUGAAUGGUUUCAUCCUUUUAUCACUAGAGAGAAAAUCCUUGGGAGUAUCCCUUGCAUAUUAUAUAAGUUAUCCCUAUUAAAAAGUUAAAAAUAUUCGAAA
This is a messenger RNA of Plodia interpunctella (Indianmeal moth), 3466 nucleotides long. RefSeq names its product Tousled-like kinase (gene Tlk). Gene Ontology annotation, biological process: intracellular signal transduction; peptidyl-serine phosphorylation; chromosome segregation. Gene Ontology annotation, cellular component: nucleus. Lineage: Eukaryota; Metazoa; Arthropoda; Insecta; Lepidoptera; Pyralidae. The record is from RefSeq and is a predicted model, not a curated record. The transcript is spliced from 16 exons. Gene Ontology annotation, molecular function: protein serine/threonine kinase activity; ATP binding. The coding region runs from base 450 to 2882 and encodes 810 amino acids.